UGCACUGCAUCCACCCCCUUUCUCUGUGUUCUUCCCCCUCCAAGAUUUGAAGCAAAGGCCAAACCCCACUCAUAAAAUCGGCUCCACCUUCCCUGUCACCAUGCUAAUCCUUCCUCCUCCUCUUCAUCCUUGGUCCGGUCCAUCUCCUCCUUCGCAGCGUCACCGAAAGGGGAGGAAGAUAUCUGCUGUUUCGCCAUCAGAGGGCGAUCCAUCCACCUCCUCGUCGUCGUGUUCGUUCUCUUCUUCUUUUUUGUUCGUGCUGCUGCUCCUUCUUUGCACCCCCGGCAGCUCGGAGUUCUUGGCCGGACAUGGGAGCAAUGCCAAGUUCAGGAUCGAAGAUGUUAUCACUUUGGAUGCAGUUCUUCCAAAGCAGGUGAUGGGCAAGUCAGUAACAGAGACUUCAGAUCUGUUCAGAACCUUCAGAGACCACAAGAACUGACACACAUCUCAGUUCUUGGGUUCCCACUGAUCUCAACAAAUCAUAAAAGCAAACAUCUAGCUGAAUCAAUCUGGUGCAAAAAUGGAGAGUGAAGGUGCUACUAGGCAGAGGAGGAACCCUCUGUUGGUCAGGCCCAAUAAUGCUUCAAAGAGGCAUUUGCAUCAGUAUCAUCAUCGUCAUCAGCAGCAGCAGGCAAAUGCUGAUGCUAAUGCUGCUGACAAGAAGGUUGCCACGUCGAAUUAUUUCAGCAUCGAGGCGUUCCUCGUGCUCGUCUUCCUCACCAUGUCGUUGCUCAUACUGCCGCUGGUGCUGCCUCCGUUGCCUCCGCCGCCGUCGCUGCUGCUGCUGCUGCCGGUCUGCCUGCUCAUCCUGCUAGUCUUGUUGGCCUUCAUGCCGACGGAUGUGCGGAGCAUGGCCUCCUCUUACCUGUAAAUACCUCUCCUAGGGGAAAUUUUUCUUUUUUGCUUAUUAAUUACUAUAUUAUUAUUUUGUUUUUAGUUGUGUAUUUGGCAUAAGAUGAGUGCACUAUGAGGGAGGUUUUUACCUGUAUGCCAUUAAAAAAGAUGGUGCCGGCCUCUGUGCCACUAAAAAUUCAGUCCUUCCUAUAUGCCAUCCUUGAAUUUUAUCGUGCCCUCCACGCCAUUCCGUCGCUAUUCUGUUAGGGUUUAACCGUUAAACAA
Molecule: messenger RNA, 1119 nt
Organism: Oryza brachyantha (malo sina)
Lineage: Eukaryota; Viridiplantae; Streptophyta; Magnoliopsida; Poales; Poaceae
Product: protein AUXIN-REGULATED GENE INVOLVED IN ORGAN SIZE-like
Exons: 2
Coding region: 521-871 (116 amino acids)
Biological process (GO): positive regulation of organ growth
Source: RefSeq, a predicted model, not a curated record